AUGGCGAGCUGCUCAAGGACUAGCGGGAAGGACUGUUUUGGCGGGUGUUUGAGCAUGACGUCUGCUAAAAAGAAGAAGGAUUUUAAGUCUGAAACAGUUGUUUCUUCUCUCCGCGAAAUUUACGAAAAACGCAUCCGCCCUUUAGAAACUUCCUAUCAGUUCUCUGCAUUUCAUUCUCCAAUUUUGGAUGCCGGAGAUUUCACAGCGAAACCCAUGAUUCUUCUCCUGGGCCAAUACUCUACUGGUAAAACAACGUUCAUUAAAUACCUGCUGGGCGAGGCGUUCCCCGGGAUGCACAUUGGACCGGAGCCAACGACAGACCGCUUCUGUGUGGUCAUGCAUGGGGAGCGUGGUAUAAUACCAGGCAAUGCACUUGUAGUUGAUGCAGACAAGCCGUUUCGCCCACUCUCUCGAUUCGGCAAUAAUUUCCUCAAUCGGUUCCAGUGUUGUAUGCUAAAAAAUUCUGUGUUGGAGAACUUAUCUAUCGUGGAUACCCCUGGGAUAUUGAGUGGAGAAAAGCAGCGUUUAGACCGCGGCUACGAGUUUACCGAGGUUGUUCACUGGUUCGCGGAAGUUGUUGAUCGGAUUAUCCUUCUCUUCGAUGCCCACAAAUUGGAUAUAUCAGAUGAGUUUCGUCGUGUUAUUGAGUCGCUGCGCGGUUAUGACGACAAAAUUCGAAUUGUUCUCAACAAGGCCGACAUGAUUGAUUCCCAGCAGUUAAUGCGUGUGUACGGUGCUCUUAUGUGGGGACUUGGGAAGGUGCUUGGUACUCCUGAGGUUGUCCGUGUUCAUAUUGGUUCAUUCUGGGAUCAACCUCUGCAUUUCGACAUGAAUCGUCGACUUUUCGAGCUCGAAGCUCAGGACCUAUUCCGCGACUUGCAAUCGUUGCCUGCAAACUCUGCCAUGCGAAAGCUGAACGAUUUUAUUCGGCGCGUUCGUCUAGCAAAAGUACAUGCCUAUAUAAUUGGACAUUUGAAGAGGGAGAUGCCAAGCUUUAUGGGGAAAUCGAAGAAGAAACAGGAGUUGCUAAAGAAUUUGGAUCAAACCUAUUCAGUAAUUUCAAGACAGUAUCAUAUUCCGCUUGGCGAUUUUCCGGAUGUGAACAAGAUGCGCACCUUGCUCCAAGACCACGAUUUCUCCUCAUUUAGUCCACUAAAGCCGCGGUUGUUGGAGCACAUUGACAGUGUGUUGGGUGAGGAGAUCCCUCGGCUCAUGCAAAUGAUUCCUCACGAAAAAAUUGCAAUUAUCCAGGAUGGGACUGGUGCCGUACGAGGUGGUGCGUUUGAAAGUAACACUGGCGAUAGUCCGUUCACUGCGGAUGCGAACUUAAGCAUCAACCAAGGUCGCUACGAUUCUACUUGGAUCGUGGACAAGUACCGGAGAGAGUGGGAUCAGACUUUCCAGUCGCUAAAUCCUAAAGAUGGCUUAGUCACCGGAGACGUGGUCAAACCGAUCCUGGUCGCCUCACAACUUCCAAAUUCUGUGCUUCGAACCAUUUGGCAACUGUCUGACGUGGACAAAGAUGGUCGUCUGGAUGCCGAUGAAUUUGCUUUGGCCAACUACUUGAUCAAGCUGAAAGUGGAAGGCAACGAUCUUCCCUCAGCGUUACCGGACCAUCUUGUUCCACCGUCAAAACGUUCCGAACAGGCUCCUGAUUGUGUACCAAAUGGGUCCGUGCCUUGAGGACUUGUAGAUCAUCAUGUAUUAUCGGAUGAUCUCUGUAUAUUUUGUCUCACUACAUCAGACCUCAUGUUCGGUUUUAAAGCCGCACCACCUAUUGAAGGGUAUCACAUCUAACCUACGUUCUGAGCAAUGUAUGUGAGCCAUUCAUUGAUUGUUCAGGUAGCAGUCAUGUUAGAAGACACUGUGAUAAAUACCUUCUUCAUUCCACAUUACAUCCGCGCCCCCAUUAUACAUACCUCCGUUCCAGAGACAUGUUCAAAUACCUUGCAUUCCUCUGGGUUCUUAGUGCAUUCUGUCCAUCCCCCAGUUUUUUUUUCUAAUGGUAUUAAUUUGGGCUCAGUGUUCAGUGACCGCCAGCAGAAUAUUGAUUUUGUGUUUCUGGUUUACUACCCCAUGCACACACAUCAUCAGUAAAUUUAUAGCCGUUUUUUCAUCGAUUCAAUCAACAGAUUGCGCACCAGGGAGGCAUUAUCACAACUCUCUCGUUUGUCUUCGAUUCGAUAUCACUAUCGAAUGUGCCUUUUUCUAGUGGAAUGCUUCUUUAUACAAUUCAACUGUGACCCGAACUAACUCACGAGCCUAUGUUUUCCACAGUUUUUUUCAGAUCGUUUCCAUACAUUGAUUUGG
Opisthorchis viverrini is the source of this 2310-nucleotide messenger RNA. RefSeq lists its product as hypothetical. NCBI's taxonomy places the organism in Eukaryota, Metazoa, Platyhelminthes, Trematoda, Opisthorchiida, Opisthorchiidae. Gene Ontology annotation, biological process: endosomal transport; endocytosis. The record is from RefSeq and is a predicted model, not a curated record. Gene Ontology annotation, cellular component: plasma membrane; cytoplasm. Gene Ontology annotation, molecular function: GTP binding; protein binding; calcium ion binding. The coding region runs from base 1 to 1683 and encodes 560 amino acids. The transcript has 4 exons.